CAGAAACCAUGCUUAUCUUUCACUUCCCCUAACCCCAAACAAACCAACCAACUAUUCCUUUAUUUGCUACCAAUACCAUUUUCUCUUCUUUUCUGAUCCCACCAAUCCUUACUACUCAACAUAUUCAUUUCCAUGGAAUUCUACUUUUUUCUUCCAUAAUCACUUUUUUUAUGUGGGUUUCAUAUAUCUUCUACUGUUACUAAAUUUGAAGCAUAACUAAUAAUUUCUUGGAAAAGCCCACCUUGUAGAUUUGUCUUGAGACCAAGUACAAAGAUAGGGACAGGAACCCCAAAAUACAGGAGACAAGAAAACAAUUUUAAUCUGGUGAAUGCCAAAAACAUGUAUGAAGAAAGUGAUUGUUUUGAUCCAAGCAAUCUGCAGCAGCAAGAAGGGUUGAUUCAAACUGAGGAUGGAUUCUCACAAAGCCAUUUACAAAAUUGCAACAAUCCAAGUUUUUCUAUGGAAGAACACUCAAAUUACCGUCAAAAUCAUCAGCAAGAUGUUGCUGCAGUCUUGGAGAUGGAGCUCCAACAGCAAAUUAUGCAGCAUGGAGAGUCUCAUUUGAUGCAAGAAAUUGUGCAUGAUUCAAACUGGCAAGAAAUGAAUACUUUUAAUGGAAAUAUGAAUCAGUAUUCAAUGCCAGAAACUCCUUAUCCCACUACACCUGAUUUGCUCAAUAUGUUUACUUUGCCUAGAUGCUCACCAUCCAGUGCUAAUUUGCUUCCUAAUUCAUCCAUUUCCUUCUCAAACUCAGCACAGAAAUCUCCCAAUUUCUUGGCUUCCCUUGGCCUCUUAGGGGAUCUUAAUCCAGUCGGUGGUGCAUCGGCCUCGGCAAGUGUUGUCUAUGACCCUCUAUUGCCUUUGAAUCUUCCACCACAGCCUCCUUUGCUGAGGGAGUUGUUUCACUCUUUACCCCAUGGAGGUUAUGCAUUGGGAGGGUCAGGGACUAGUGGAUCCUUGUUUCCUGGUAUGGUAGGUGAGAGAGAUGUUAAUGGUGGGGAUGGGAGGCACUUUGAUUUUGACUUCAGUGGAGAUAUGAAUUGCAUUGGUAAAAAUAGGGCUGGAAAGGAUACUAAACAUUUUGCCACUGAGAGGCACAGGAGAGUUCUUUUCAGUGACAAGUACAAAGAUUUGAGGAGCUUGGUUCCCAACCCCACCAAGAAUGAUAGAGCCUCAAUCGUGGGAGACGCUAUUAACUACAUAAACGAGCUUAAGAGGACAGUGACUGAGCUAAAAGUGUUGGUGGAGAAGAAGAGAUCUACUAAGGAGAGGCUGAAAAGGGCCAAAAGACAAGAUGAUAGCAUAGAGGGAAAUAUUGACACAAAGUCUUUAGAUGAUAUGGGGCAGCCCUAUAAUGAUUCAUCCUUAAGAAGCUCGUGGCUUCAUAGGAAAUCGAAGAACACAGAGGUCGAUGUGCGCAUUGUGGACGAUGAAGUUACUGUCAAGCUUGUUCAGCAGAAGAGAAUUAAUUGCCUACUCUUUGUAUCAAAGGUUCUUGAUGAGCUUCAGCUUGAUCUUCAUCAUGUUGCCGGAGGCCUAAUUGGUGAUUACUAUAGCUUUUUGUUCAACUCUAAGAUCUGUGAAGGUUCAACUGUGUACGCGAGUGCAAUAGCUAACAAGCUUAUCGAAGUCGUGGACAAGCAGUAUGCAGCAAUUCCACCAACUAGUAGCUAUUAGAUUAAAAUUGUUCAUUGGAGGAGGAUCGAAGUUGGAUAAAGACUGAUGACUACAAAUUAUGCAUCAUUUUUCUGGUGAAUAUUAGGCAGUAGAGAAGAUGUGGGUCGUGACAGACAUCCAUUUACAAUAUGCUGAUUAACUCACUGAAUAGUGAUACAUAUUAUAUAUGUAAUAAAUCUCUAUAUUUCUAUGGCCAAAUUAAAAAUGAAUACAUGCUCAAGCAAUAUAUAUAGAUAUAUUGUUUGAAUACCAUUUUAAUUACCUCA
Molecule: messenger RNA, 1943 nt
Organism: Olea europaea var. sylvestris
Lineage: Eukaryota; Viridiplantae; Streptophyta; Magnoliopsida; Lamiales; Oleaceae
Product: transcription factor bHLH91-like
Exons: 5
Coding region: 340-1677 (445 amino acids)
Biological process (GO): anther wall tapetum development; regulation of DNA-templated transcription
Molecular function (GO): protein dimerization activity
Source: RefSeq, a predicted model, not a curated record